AUGGAUGAAGCGGAGCAGACACAAGACCAGACGGAGGUCACCCAGUCAUCGCCAUUACGACGCCGUGUCUCGAACUCAUGGAUCAAUGCGGCAGUCCUCGCCCCGACCCAAACUUUCGAAGCCCCGAAAGCGAAAGCGAUCGUCGAGAAAAAGUUGAAGAAAAAGGAGCCGGAAGUCAAAAAGGCCCGCACACCGAAUUCGACACAGCCGUCUGAGGCCCACAAGAAGGCCGAGGUUAUUGAGAAGAAAAAAUCGGAGGAAAAGGAGAAAGAGAAAGAAGAGGAGCCUGAGGAAAAGCAGCAAAAGAAGGAGGAUAAGAAGGAGGAAAAGAAAGAAGUCAAGAAGAAAAAGCCCGAGCAUGAGGAUGACGUUGAACUUGGUGUGGACCCUGACCACAAGGGAAGCAAGAAAAAGGAAGCCAAAAAUGCCAGCAAGCUGAAAAGCGUCUGCGCCCCACCAGUCGGCAUCCAAGUCCAAGUUCCCAGCGACUAUUACCAAAAGCUUAAACAGUGGUGCUUCGAAUAUGAUACCUUGCUUGAUUCUGAAAGGGGCGUGGCCACGUUCGGAAUUCGAGAAGAGACAAGGUCGUGCGACCACUUCAUCGUGCAGAACAACCAGACGAUGCACGUCAUCUUCAACGUGUUUCUACCGCCUACAUCUUAUUUUGGCUGCUGGCCUCGGAUCGGAAUUAUCGAGCCGGGCGCUAAAGCUACCAUCCACUUCUCAUUCAACGGCCGUGUCGCGCCUGCCUAUCCACACGACGGCGCCUUUUCCUACAACAUCCGAGACGCGACGUGGAUCUCGGAUGACGACUGCAAAAAGAAGAGCCGCCAUCUGCGACAAUAUUGGGAUCAAUUUGCCGGUGAACUCGACAAUCGCUCCGCACACAAGCGUACGUACGUGCUUCGCCUCCCGAUCUGCUUCGUGUCCGGAGAGACACGACAUGGCUGCAAAAACCACGCUCAUCGCCGGCAAAAAAAUUGCGACACGGCCAAUCCAGCCCCCGGGAAAGAGGAGGCGCCCGGCGACGCGCAGGCGCAGGAAAAGUCUCAAAAGACCGAUGAGUUGCCAAGUGCUCAGGAG
Mesorhabditis spiculigera is the source of this 1083-nucleotide messenger RNA. Lineage: Eukaryota; Metazoa; Nematoda; Chromadorea; Rhabditida; Rhabditidae. The record is from the annotation of a GenBank genome assembly.